AUCCAGAUCCGCUUUCGACUGGACUCGACCGUAAUUGCGGAGUCGAUUCUGAUGGUGAUCCGGACUUGGAAUGAAUACACAACUCCGCUCCGGAUUACCCAUCACUAGUGCCGAGGAUCCGUUCGAGCACGAGCACCACGAACUGCUCGAACGGAGCAUUCAAGGUCGCGACAAGCUUGAUAUUUGCCUGUUGGGUGCGAAUGUGCAGGAAAGGUAUUGUUGUGUCACCGAAAUUCGCUGUCGUCUUGACGCCCAUCACCACCACCCUGCCCCGUUGCACUCCGCCUCCUCCUUCCCACUCCCUUAUUAGUUGACGCUUGACACAAUACAAACACAAAACAAAAGAGCAAAGGUGGUGUGCAUCCACAACACCUUUCGAGCAAGCAAAACAAGGGUGGGGAGCGAAAACAACCAACGGUGUGCAGCUGUCGUUCGACGCACGCGGCGUGUUUGUUAUGUGAGAAACUGGGCAGCCGCUUGGCAACGCCCCGCCCCGCCUGCCACCCCAUAGUACCGUCGCCGCCUAGCCAGCACCGUACCCGCACCGCUGCGAAAACAUGUCCGCGCAGCUGAACGGGCUCGGCGGACGGUGGUCCGGAAGUAAGGCGCGAACGAAGCACGAGCCCGCGACGCAAUCAGCAGCACCGGGCGGCGACAGCGAAGAAUCCUCGCUGGACGAGUUUCUCGAGCACGAGCUGCUCUGCUGGCUGAACGAGGACAAACCGAUCGGGCAGGAGGUGGCCACGCUGCGGCCGGAACUGUACGGCGAGCUGCACCAGCUGCUUGGCGUCGCUACCGAGGCGGACAAUCGGUGCGUCGAGGACAUACUGGCGGAAGCGGAACGGUUGAUGCUGCAGGACGGUGGGUCGGAGCUGCCGGUCGCUGCCGGCGACCAGUCACCGGUCGGGUGGGGCGAACUGCUGCUCCCGCCGCCACCAGCGCCACCGCCACCAAUGACGACGAAGUGGGAUGAGAGCGGGUCGCCGUUCCAUCGGCCCCAGCGGAUCGCAAGUCCAGCUUGUGCGAAGGUGCUAGAAUUAACCGGGCCGGUCCAUUGCAAUGGCACUGGGGAGCGUAGACAGCAACCAGCGGAGUCGACCAAAGCAUCCAAUAAUCGGAUACGGUCCCCGCCGGAGAACCCACCACCACCACCAACACCUCCACCACCAGCACAACAACCAUCAACUCCUACCACGCCCACACAGCGGCGACACAUCGAUCAACCGACAGCAAUCAAAGCGAAGGCUAGGCUCGAGCGCAUCGAACCGACGCACCACUCGAAACAGACGGCGACGGAGUCGUCGCCGGUGGUGCCGUACCGUGGCCGGCUCACGUGCGACCGCUCGACGCAACCGUCGCCGGACGACGAGCCGGACGAUCGGUGCGCCAGCUGGGCCAAGGAGCGACUGCUCGAGGGGCAAAUUACCGAGCUGCAGGAGCGCCUGAAGGAUACGGAGGAGCGGUACCACAGCCUGAAGCUCCAGUACGACACGCUGUCCCAGGUGCACCGGACGCUUCGCGAAAACUACGGCACGCUGCAGGAGGAAAGCGAAAAGCUGCAGUUCGACAUCCAGCACCUGACCAAGUGUGCCGACGUGUUGCGGUCCGAGCUGCAAUCCGCCCGCUGUGAUCGGGAUUCCGCCAUCGAGCUGCAGAAAAUACUGCAGUCCGAGCUGGACGAAUCGCGCCGAGAGCGCAAAAAGCUGCAGGACGGUGGCGAGAAGGACACGAAAACGAUACAGGACCUGCAGCGCCAGUGCCGCGAGAUGGAGCGGAUACUGAUGCGCAAAAAUCCCGACUCCAUAUCCGCCUUAAUCGUGGCCAGCAAAUCGCCGACGGGCAAGCCGGAACCGGACGGCUCGAACUCGACCACCUGCCGGCUGCUGGAGCAGCGGAUCGCCCAGCUCGAGGCGGACGCGCGGAAGCAGGACGCGAAGGCGCAAGGUAUACUGGCCGACGUGCAGGCCCGCUUUAACUCGGUGCAGGCAAAGUACGAAACGCACAUAGCCGAUCUCGAGAUGCAGGUGCUCAGCCUGCAGGAGAUCAACUCGAAGCUGAACGAGAAGAUCAUCCGCCAGAUGGAGGAGCUGGCCAGCAUCGGCAGCCAUGCCGGCACCGUCAACGGCAGCACCGCUAGCUUUACGCAAACAGACGCAACAGUGGAGGGAGAGGAGGAGGAGGAGGAGCCGAGAGGCCGCAAGCGCGAGGCUGCCAAUGCUAAAGUACGCUCUAUUUUAGUGCAGACGGAUGUGACGGGAGAGGCGGCCCCAGCGGCAGCGGCAACGGUGGUGGUACCGGCGGUGCGCCAACCGUCCGCCAAGCGGGCCCAGGCCCAGGGCAAGGAGGACGCCCAUCUGCUCGCCACCAUACGCGGCAUGCGGGUCGAUCUGGCCAUCAAGGAGAAGGCGGUCCAGCGGCUGACGCGCGAGGUCGAGGAGUGCAAGAAGACGAUCAAGAAGCUGCAGAAAAAGAAGGAACCCGGGCCGGUCGGGGCGGGCAAUGGCGGCGGUGGCGGUGGCCGGGGCGCCGACAGCAGUGGCCGGUCACCGGUGAAGGUGCGCAGCAAGCCGGAGAGCGGUGGCGAGUGCGGUGCCGGUCCCGAGCCCGGUGCGCUCCGCGAUGCGCAGUCCAAGGUGAAGCUGCUCGAGCUGGACUACAAGGCGCUGCAGGAGAAGCGGCUACAGGACCUGAAAACGCUACAGGCCGCACACGAGAAGGAGCUGGCGUCCUGCCACGAAUCGAUACGCUUUCUGCAGCAGCGGCUGGCGGAAAGCGAGGAGGAGCUGCUGCUGCAGCGGAAGGACAGCAAGCACCGGCCGAACCACGGCACCGAUUACUACGGACUGAAGGCAAAGCGAAUGCGCCCACUAAAGCGGGCUGUUGCGCCGCGGGUCGGGAGGCUAGCGACCGCACGGUACGGUUGGCACUCGGCCGGCAGUACCAACACGCCCGGCAGAUCUGCAGCAGCGCUGGUGCAUCUGCUUGCAAAUGAGUUACACUGCACGAAAUCGAAACUGUUGCUAGGCGACGACGGGCACAGACAAUAAGAGAAUUGGUGUGUCUUGUACCGAGACAAAAAAAACAGACAAAAUACGAAAAUUAACGAAGAUGAUAUUGUAGGGAGCAGAUAGACACAUGCCACAGAGAGGGAGAGAGCGAAUACAUGAAAUGUUCCUGCCAAAUUCCACAACCGUACCCAAAGAAAUUGUUAGAAAGUUUAAGCGACGGACACGUCCAAUUUGCAAAUGUCCCACACAAGCCGUGAUAGUUUAACCAUCCAUCAGUGCGCAUAGUUUAGUUUAAAGUACUAAUAUUCGUAAUGAAAAACAAACUCAGUUGUUGAGUUAACUGCGGCUGUGCUGAGUUGAUUGACUUUUGUUUAACCUGAAUUAUAUUUAUCAAUUUCUCUAACUGUUCCGCAUUUACGAAGAAUUGGCGAACAGUUAUUUAUUCAAGUCGCUAACUCACCGCACAGCCACGCAGUCGGGCAGAGGAAGUUUAUCUCCCAGUAGGUGUUUGACAACAACCAGUGCUGCAAAAUAUCAUGAGUCAAACGCGCAACUCUGACUCACAAGCUGAGCUUAAUGCCGACACAAGCAUAAUCAUGACUUUUUCUGACUGUGAAAAGCCAAAUGCAACUGCUUCGGUCACCAACAGUCAUGACUGAAACGAAGCUCAAAUCAGCUCACGUACACAAGUGAGAUGAUCAGAGGUGAGACUCAAACAUGCUUGGUAAAAUUUUAUUUAACAUCCAACUCUUGGUCACUCACGUUAUCACGACAUUUUCUGUUAGGUGAUAAUCACCGUUGAGUCUCAUCGCUGAUCAUCACAGUAGAGUUCGUGACACAGACAUGAUUUUGUUUCAGCCAGAAUUUGUCAUGACUAUGUCAGUAACAUUUUGCAAAACUAAUCACAGUAAAAAAAAGUCAUGACAUAGUGACUGAGCGAUGGCCGCAAAAAUGUCACGAAGCAUGUAUUGGUCACACGAAUCGUUUUGAUUAUCUCCUCUGAUCAUCGCAUUUGAGUACGUGACGCUGACAGGGAUUUUGUUUCAGUCAGUUUGCUUUAUGACAUUGACAGUGACAUUUUGCAGCACUGAUAACAACAAAGCAACAUAUAAUUUUUAAUCAUUACUAGCCGUUUGCAAGAGCUAAAUUCGCAGGGGAUACAAGAAGAGUAGCAGCUUCGUCUACGGCCAAUCAUUAUCGCCACGUGCUUUCGGUUUGCUGCACCCAUAUUUGGUUUGACAUUUUGAUUUUUUUUAUUACCGCGUUAUUUGCUAACGUUUUGUGUUGCAUUGUUUUCCCACCGUUUUUUGUUUGGUUGUUUCUAUCUCCCGUUUUUACCUUGGCUCGUGUUUGGUCUUUCGUUUACCCGUCCCGGCCAAAUGUGGGGUGGGGCAGAAACGAAACGACAGCCCUGCGACAGCACGAACAGAAGGAGCGAAAAGAGAGUUUACAUUAAAAUAUGCUAAUUCUUGUUUUUAUUCCACCCCUCUCUCUCUCUCUCUCUCUCCCCCUUCUGCUGCACUCGUCCUGCGCUGGAACUAUCCGUCCCGCCUCACUCCCUGUGCGAAUAAUCGUGUAUGUGUGUGUGUGUGUGUGUGAGUGUGCUCUUUUUUGUAGGUCGCAUAUUUAGAACGACGCCAUACCGAGCGCGAGCAACGACUUCUUAUGUUGGUAGAAGCGUUAAGCAAAUAAAAAAAAAUUACAAAAUUACAACCCUACCACCACCACCGCCCCUUCCACCGAGUGGAAGGAGGAGGAAGAUGCAGGAGGGAGAUGUAAUUUUAAGCGUUUUUAAAGCCCGCCAGUCAGCCUGUCCCCCAUCCCUUUCGGACACAUUCCACCCAGAUGGAGGGAAAGGCGGAUGUGGGCGGUUAGGAUGGCAGCCACUGUGUGGGGCUGUUUGUACAAUCGUCAAAACUUUAUUCCCUUCUAGUCAAAGUCGGUGCACCAACGGGCACUCACCUCCCCCAUCCACGUGCUGGGCUGUACCGGUGGACGCAACUGGAUUACGCGACGGAUUCUGGGGAGGGUGGGGCGCGCCACCGGUGUGAGAUUCUGCCUGAUGUGUGACUGUCGUCUGUGUGUUUUAAUAAAAACAAAAAAAAUAACAGAAAAACACACACACACAGAUGAGGGCGUACAAUUUUAAUGUAGUUUAAUGUAUUAAUGUUUGAAAAUAUUACAUGAAAAAACAGAAGAAAAAAACACAACAAAACAUAAAAGGUGACAAACAUGCAAUUAUUAAAAAAAUAACUACUUACUAUCAGAUAGUAAUUCGGUUAGAUGUGUUUAUUGUCGGAAUCGAAAAACGAAGAAGAAUCUCAGUUUCGGCGCGUUAUAGGACGGUUUUGUAAACUUAGACGUGUAUUUUUUUUAGUUAGUAGUGAAGAAGCAGAAGAACAUAUAGUAGAGAAUACCCAUUUCUGUAUGUAUACAUUUGUUUGCCUUUAUUUCAUUAUAGUGUGCCACAACACAGAUUAUACAGCGCGAUUUGCGAUACAAUGACUUUAUGGUAUUAUUUAUAUAUUUAUUUAUGUAUGUGUGCAAAGGUUUUAUUCGUUCACACUUCAUUCGCUUUGUUUUUAAAUUAUUUGUAUAAUUGUUAGAAUAAGAAUAGUUCUAAUAUUCACAAUACAUUUAGUUAUUCAUUUCAUUGCAGUUGCUUUUUCUUAUUGUUGCGCUCUCUAGCAUACUGCACACCUCUACCUUUUGCUCCCAUACCACUCCUUAACGUUUGGUUUGUUUAGCGCAAAGUAGUAACAGUUGUUAGAGCCGAACGCGAUCGCUAGAAAGCGUCGGUUGUGUGUGUGGGUAGUAUCCACCGUUACAGGGGUAGAGAAUGAGAAUGGCAGGGGAAAACCGCCUGCGCCCAUUACAAACGUUAGUCGUAGCUGUCAACAAAUUCCUAAGUUAAUUCAAUAAACAAAACGACACAAUGCCA
Anopheles arabiensis is the source of this 5949-nucleotide messenger RNA. Its product is annotated as centrosomal protein of 162 kDa. The transcript is spliced from 6 exons. Gene Ontology annotation, cellular component: centriole; centrosome; axonemal microtubule. The coding region runs from base 558 to 3047 and encodes 829 amino acids. The record is from RefSeq and is a predicted model, not a curated record. Gene Ontology annotation, biological process: cilium assembly. Lineage: Eukaryota; Metazoa; Arthropoda; Insecta; Diptera; Culicidae.